GUCGGAGCUGCGUCUGCAGAGCAGCAGUUACUGUCAGGAAGUUUCUGACCUGCAGGAAGUUCUGCAGUGGAAACAGAAGAAGAUCGCGGCGUUAGAGAGAGAGAGAGAAAUCUCUGACAUCGUUCGAAUUGAACGAGAUCGACUCCGAGACGAAGCGACGCAGCUGCGAGAUUUACUGAAGAAACACGGUGUUGUGGUCUCAUCUGAAAUCUCCACCAAUGGGGAGACGGGACAGACUGAGGCUGAUGUCAUCACUGACUCUGGCAUCCUAUUGGCUCAGGACUGGUGUCAUGGCAGCAGAGAGAGCAUGCUGGAACUUCGGCUGAAGAAAGUGUUUGAAGAGAGAGAGAGUUUACAGGAUCAGGUGAGACUGUUAAAGACUCAACUGGAUCAGAGACAGAAGAACGGGAGCGAUGGAGUCGAGAACCCAGAGGACGGGACUCUGGACAACGGAAUGGACUCUCAUCUUCUGGACCUGCAGAGAGACGCUAACAGACAAAUCAGUGACCUCAAGUUCAAACUGGUGAAGACGGAACAGGAAGUCGCCACUCUGGAACAAAACAUAAUCCGUCUGGAGGGUCAGGUGACUCGCUACAAGUCGGCGUCGGAGAACGCAGAGAAAACCGAAGACGAGCUGAAGGUGGAGAAGAGAAAACUGCAGAGAGAGCUCCGCUCGGCUCUGGACCGCGUUGAUGAGCUGGAGGCGAGUAAUGCCCACCUCUCCAAACGCCUGGAGAAGAUGAAGGCCAACCGCAACGCUCUGCUGGCCCAGCAGUGACGCCCCCUGUUGACAGAGAACUGUUGGUGCCAUGUUUUCAUCUCCAUCAUAACAAAGACAAAUCUAGACGUUUGUGGCAGCGCUUCAUUUCCUCUGCAUGCAGCACCAGGCGGGUGGAGUUAACAGAAAUCUGAAGAGAACUAUUCUGACGUGGGAACAAAGGAGAUCAAUCAAUCAAUCUCUGUGACUCCUUUGUCAUGAAUGCAGACCACACCCACGUGUGUGGGCGGAGUUUACCACUCAGGACAAUGGUCAGAGUCAUUACUCAACAGAAAAACUGUGGAUGUUUCCAUGACAACAGGACAUUUGCUGAAGACGAUCAUGUGACGAAGUUGACAGAGAUCGUUUGAUCUGAGUAAUAAUUAAUUUGUUUAAUACUUAAUCAAACAAAAUCCAUCGCAAAGAAUGAAUGAAUAAAAGACGUAGAGAGAGGCCAGGACCUGUUGUGUACCCAUCACAUUAAACUCUGUCAGACUAGUUGUUGUAAUAAUAAUCUUCAGUUGUACGUCGGUGUCUAAAGAUGUUUCUUUUAAUCGAAGUAACGUUAAAAGCUGAACCUAAAGGUUAAAGGUCGGUCUGACUGGCUUGUGUAGUGUCCGCUCAAUAGAUCAGACGUCAUCACCUCUUUUUAAACUAAACAGCAGAGUCAGAUCUGUCCCAUUCAACAAACUACAUCAACUAUAGUUACAAUAAAAGUCAGACAAAAAGAAAUUAAGGUUGAAACAACACAUUAGUACAAGAGUGUUAAAAAUGCCUUCCUGUAAAAAUAAGUUUUGAGCAGCGAUUUAAAGACAGUGGUGAGUUCCGGAGCCUCGGACCUGAUGUAGUGAGUCCUGACAGAUGACAAGGCUCUCAGGUUGUGACUGGAGUCAAGGAGUCAGAGCAAGUUGAGCUUUGAAGCUAUUCAAAGAAUCUGAAGUCCUGAACCUUUGGAUCUUUGAGGUUGUGUUUCGUGUCUCGUUCAUGUCGGACUUGAGUAAGAGUUUCUUCCUAAUCUGUCCUCAAACACUGGGGGGCGCUGUCUCCCUCCAGGAUUAAACUACAGCAGAGACCAGAUUCAAACAGACCGUCAACCGACCUUCCUCGUUUUUAUUGUUUGAUUCUGUCGUCCAGGUAACAGUGGAGGGGCUGUGGUCAUGUGUGUCUGUAUGAGGUGGGCGGAGACUCAUCAGAUCAUGGUCACGUGUCAUUGAUCAUCCUGACCAAUCAGGAGUUUGCUAUCAAUAAAAUUAUUGAUCCUGUAAAAAAAUGAUUAUUGUUGAUGAAAAAUCAUGAGCGGAUGUGAUUGGACGAUGGACGUCGUCACAGAGUUUAUAGACAAAUAAAGUUGAAGGAAA
Messenger RNA from Paralichthys olivaceus (Japanese flounder), 2115 nucleotides. Lineage: Eukaryota; Metazoa; Chordata; Actinopteri; Pleuronectiformes; Paralichthyidae. The record is from RefSeq and is a predicted model, not a curated record.